AUGUCUACCUCGUUUCUAUGCUCCAGCGUACGUUCAACGCGGCACAUUCUUUUGCACACGCUUGGCUUCGAUAAGCCUAUGCGUCUUGCAGCUGCAGUGUCCAACCGCAAGUUGGAGUCUGUUCCUCCGCUCAAUUCCAAGGCUCGUACACAACAUUCAUCCCCGACGUGCGAGCCCACGCCGUCUGUCGCCGACACACGCAUUAUCUUCCUCAACAUAUUGUUGUUCUAUCUGACAUGCUCAUCUCAAGUGAUCGAAGAAGGAGGCAAGGGUAUGGGCGAGGUUUUCCUAGAGAUGGUACUGCUCCUCGCGCCCCCGUACAUGACCUACAUCACUGUUCACCCUUGGGCGCUCGCGCACCUCGACGUUCUCAGCUCGCCGUCAUAGCUCACGCCCCAAUUCUCGUGAGAGCAAAGACCUUGUGGAGACGUAUGAGAGGAACUUUGAAGGAGUUGAUUUUCGG
Messenger RNA from Suillus clintonianus, 463 nucleotides. RefSeq lists its product as uncharacterized. The transcript is spliced from 5 exons. Bases 1 to 387 code for a protein of 128 amino acids. Lineage: Eukaryota; Fungi; Basidiomycota; Agaricomycetes; Boletales; Suillaceae. The record is from RefSeq and is a predicted model, not a curated record.